UCAUUACUUCUACAGCCAGAACCUAGCAUCUGAUGAGAAUGUGGGUAAUCUUACUAUGGACUUAUUUGGAGCUGCUAAAUUCUAUUUCUUUAACGUGAUUCCAAGCCUGCCGUUUCUACUGAUGCUGGUACCUCUUAACAAAAAGUGUCCAUUAUUAUGCCAUUAUAUUGAUUUCAUUCAUACUAAGGAAAAGAGAAGAAUCUGAUUAUCUGCGUCUUUCCCUUCCAGGUCAUCAGGCAGAAAUAGUUUGUCGUCUUUCACUGUAGAAUUCAGAAUCCUUUAGAGCAAUCAUAUGCAAAGAUAGAACAUUAUGUGCUGCCCAGAGAACAUUUUACUUAAUAUUUAUUGUAUUUUUCCAGACUAUAAUUGCAUAAGUUUGUCACAUGAAGUGGUAAUACUAUUCCCUGAUUUCACUUUUAGUUAUGUAAUGCUGCUAUGUUUCUACAUUACUGAGAUUAGACUAAUAAAAUAGCAAUGUACCCUUCUAUAUGAUUAUGAAUUAUGUGUUUGUUUAUGGAUGAAAUUUCCAAAGCAUACAUUCUCUUUAAAUUCUUAACUUUAGGAGAACAGAAUGGCAACAGAAAUCCUGGUGGUUUACAGAUUGGUGAUCUAGUAAACAUUGAUCUUGACUUAGAAAUUGUUCAGUCAUUGCAACAUGGUCAUGGAGGAUGGACUGAUGGAAUGUUUGAAACCUUAACAACUACUGGCACAGUUUGUGGAAUAGAUGAAGAUCAUGACAUUGUUGUACAAUAUCCAAGUGGGAAUAGAUGGACCUUUAACCCUGCUGUUCUUACUAAAGCCAAUGUUGUCCGAAGUGGAGAUGGUGUGCAAGGUGCUGAAGGUGGUGCUUCACAAUUUCAAGUGGGUGAUCUUGUCCAAGUUUGUUAUGACUUAGAAAGAAUUAAGUUGCUUCAAAGGGGACAUGGUGAAUGGGCUGAAGCAAUGCUUCCUACCCUAGGUAAAGUUGGAAGGGUCCAGCAGAUCUACUCGGAUAGUGACUUAAAAGUAGAGGUUUGUGGAACGUCUUGGACAUACAAUCCAGCUGCUGUGUCAAAGGUAGCCUCCGCAGGAUCAGCUAUAAGCAAUGCAUCUGGUGAGAGAUUGUCCCAGUUGCUGAAAAAAUUAUUUGAAACUCAAGAAUCUGGGGAUCUUAAUGAGGAGCUGGUUAAAGCAGCUGCUAAUGGGGAUGUAGCAAAAGUGGAAGAUUUGCUUAAAAGACCUGAUGUGGAUGUGAAUGGACAAUGCGCUGGACACACUGCUAUGCAGGCUGCAAGUCAAAAUGGACAUGUCGACAUUUUGAAAUUGCUUCUGAAACAGAAUGUGGAUGUAGAAGCAGAGGACAAAGAUGGAGACAGGGCUGUUCAUCAUGCAGCCUUUGGUGAUGAAGGAGCUGUGAUAGAAGUUUUACAUAGAGGCAGUGCAGAUCUCAAUGCUCGCAAUAAGCGUAGACAGACACCACUUCAUAUUGCUGUGAAUAAAGGUCAUCUCCAAGUUGUGAAGACGUUACUGGACUUUGGUUGCCAUCCUAGUCUCCAGGAUUCUGAGGGUGAUACUCCUCUGCAUGACGCAAUAAGCAAAAAGCGUGAUGACAUUUUAGCAGUCCUUCUGGAAGCUGGAGCAGAUGUCACUAUUACAAAUAACAAUGGAUUUAAUGCUCUUCAUCAUGCUGCAUUACGGGGAAAUCCAAGUGCAAUGCGAGUGUUACUGUCUAAGCUUCCAAGACCAUGGAUUGUAGAUGAAAAAAAAGAUGAUGGAUACACUGCUUUGCAUUUGGCAGCACUUAAUAAUCAUGUAGAAGUAGCAGAACUUUUGGUUCAUCAGGGCACAGCUAACUUGGAUAUUCAGAAUGUAAAUCAACAAACUGCACUGCACCUUGCUGUUGAAAGACAGCACACUCAAAUAGUGCGGCUUCUAGUUCGUGCGGGCGCUAAAUUGGAUAUUCAGGAUAAAGAUGGGGAUACUCCCCUGCAUGAGGCCCUGCGACAUCAUACUUUGUCGCAGCUUCGCCAGCUCCAAGACAUGCAAGAUGUGGGCAAGGUAGAUACAGCUUGGGAGCCCUCCAAGAAUACAUUGAUAAUGGGAUUGGGGACUCAGGGAGCAGAGAAGAAAAGUGCAGCAUCUAUUGCUUGUUUCCUGGCAGCCAAUGGAGCUGACCUUGGUAUUCGUAACAAGAAGGGCCAGUCACCGCUUGACUUAUGUCCUGAUCCUAGCCUCUGUAAAGCAUUGGCUAAAUGCCACAAAGAAAAAAUCAGUGGGCAGGUUGGUUCCCGGAGUCCUUCUAUGAUCAGCAAUGAUUCCGAAACCUUAGAAGAAUGUAUGGUAUGUUCUGACAUGAAGAGAGAUACUCUAUUUGGGCCAUGUGGGCACAUUGCUACUUGUUCCUUGUGUUCACCAAGAGUCAAGAAAUGCCUCAUUUGCAAAGACCAUGUUCAAUCAAGAACAAAGAUUGAAGAAUGUGUUGUAUGCUCAGAUAAAAAAGCUGCAGUACUCUUUCAGCCUUGUGGACACAUGUGUGCUUGUGAAAGGAUGAAGAUGAUAAUGAUGAUUCUUCAAGCAUUGUCUGUCAUUAUUUCCUCCUCUGUGCAUUAUUUAGCAAGUGGAAACAUUCCUGUUAUGCAGAAGGAUAAGGAUAAUACUAAUGUCAAUGCUGACGUGCAGAAAUUACAGCAGCAGUUGCAAGACAUAAAGGAACAGACCAUGUGCCCUGUAUGCUUGGACCGCCUGAAGAAUAUGAUCUUUCUCUGCGGUCAUGGAACCUGUCAGCUUUGUGGGGAUCGAAUGAGUGAAUGUCCUAUCUGUCGAAAGGCUAUUGAACGAAGAAUUCUUUUGUAUUAAAAUGUCAAGUGUCUUAUGCUUGUGACAUUAUGACUACAUUUUGCUUUUUGGAUCCCCAUAAAUUAGUAUGAAAGGUAGUUGUAAAGAUAUGUCUAGCAUUACAGGAAGAGUUACAUUGUAAAUGCUGAUGUCUACAACACAGAUUAUUAUUUGCACAAUCAACUUCUACCAUGAAGAAAUUUAAAGUAAGAUUGGAUUACUUAUCAACACAGUUUGUUUAUAUCUUCUUCUCCAGAACCCCUUUAUGUUAAAGGGAUAAUCCUGAUUUUCUAGCUUGGCAUUUUUGUUUUACACGUAGACUCUUAAUUUCAAUGAUAUUAAUUUUUAUAAUGUCAGUUGCUUUUGUGUACAAAUAUUUUUAAUUUUCUAAUUUUCAUAGUAAUAAUGUCGGUCAAAC
Messenger RNA from Thamnophis sirtalis, 3232 nucleotides. The record is from RefSeq and is a predicted model, not a curated record. NCBI's taxonomy places the organism in Eukaryota, Metazoa, Chordata, Lepidosauria, Squamata, Natricidae.